AUGCAGAGGAGGUUCAGGAACUUCCAGGGAAUUCGAAUUAGCAACCAGUAUUCCCUCAUUCAACAAGCUGCCUGGCCCCCACCCCCAUUCACUGCCGUGGCACACACAGGGCAGAACCUUGAACCACCAGACUCCAUCCUAGAGACGUUAAAGAAACAAGAAACACACCUCAGCCAGCCACGCCUGAGCGGGGAGAGCGGAGCUGCGGGAGCUGCGGGAGACCUGGAGCUGCGGGAGCUGCGGGAGACCUGGGGUCCUACGGACCAGCGACCCCCUUCAUCUUCCCCAAAGGGGUGCCUGACCCCUGCUGCCUCUUCCGUCCUCACGUCCCUGCCAACACGGGAUCCGCCCCCUGCCUCCCCACUGGUCUUCGCCCCCACCACGGACAAGGCUCCCAUCCCCAUCUACCUCUUCCCCUCCCCUCUUGGCUACCAAACCCCCUGCCCUGCUCCCUCUCCCUCCCCACCCCGACCUCUGUGCCGGCUCCUUGCGCAUCAGGAGGAUCCUGCCACCAUCCCCAGGCUGCUGACAACCUCUCGCCAAGGAGCCAUAGAUGCUGUGGAACUUGCCAGAAAAUUGUAGGAGGAGGCCACUUGCUCCAUCUGUCUCGACUACUUCACAGACCCCGUGAUGACCACCUGCGGUCACAAUUUCUGCCGAGAGUGCAUCCGACUGACCUGGGAGAAGGCCAAAGGCCAGAAAAGGAGGAGAAAGUGCAAGGGCUCCUUUCCCUGCCCUGAGUGCCGCAAGCUAUCCCCCCAGAGGAACCUGCGGCCCAACCGUCUGCUGACCAAGGUGGCCGAGAUGGCGCGGCAGCACCCCAGCCUACAGAGCAGGGACCUGUGCCAGGUGCACCAGGAGCUGCUCAAACUCUUUUGUGAGGACGACCAGAGUCCCAUCUGCAUCAUCUGCAGGGAGUCCCAGGGACACCGGCCCCACAGGGUGGUCCCUAUUGAGGAGGCGGAAUACAAGUUGAAGUUGGAGGAAAACAUGGGAUACCUGCGAGAGGAAAUGAUGAAGACCGGGAAGUUGCAAGCCAAGUAGGAACAGACCUUGGCUGAAUGGCAGAAGAAGGUGAAGGAGCGGAGUGAGCGCAUCGUGGUUGAGUUUGAGAAGAUGGGCCUCCUCCUGAUGGAGGAGAAGCAGCGCCUCCUCCAGGCCCUGAAGGAGGAGGAGGAGGAGACAGUGGCAAAGCUGCAGAAGAGCAUGGCUUCACUGGACCAGCAGAGUCACUCCUUGAAGAUGCUGCUACUGCAGCUGGAGGACAGGAAUGAGCGCACACCACUCCAGAUGCUGCAGGAUGUGAAGGACCUCCUGGGCAGGAAGAACAGCCUGAGUGUGCAGUACCCAGAGGCCACCCCCACCAUGCUGAAGACCGUCUGUAGGGUGCCGGGGCAGAUAGAGGUGCUCAAGAGUUUCCAAGAGAAUGUGGUGCCCAAUCCCUCCACGGCAUACCCCUACCUCCUCUUAUAUGAGAGCCAACAGAGGCGCUACCUGAGCACCCCGAUGGAUGGCACACCCCGUGGCAAGGACAGGUUCCUAGCCUACCCCUGUGCAGUGGGCCAAGAGACCUUCUCCUCAGGGAGGCACUACUGGGAGGUGGGCAUGAACCUCACUGGUGAUGCACUGUGGGCCCUGGGUGUGUGCAGGGACAACGUGAGCUGGAGGGGCAGGGUCCCCAAGGGCCCAGAAAAUGCGUUCUGGGUAGUGCAGCUAUGCAAGGGAAAGAGGUAUGCACCUGCCACGUCUGCCCUGACCCCCGUCACGCUGACUGAGGCCCCCAGCCACAUGGGCAUCUUCCUGGAUUUCGAGGCCAGAGAGGUGUCCUUCUACAACGUGAACAAUGGGUCCCACCUGCAUACCUACUCCCAGCCCGCCUUCUCUGGCCCCCUGCAACCCUUCUUCUGCCUUGGGGCCCCCAAAUCGGGCCAGAUGGUCAUCUCUACAGUGACCCUAUGGAUGAAGUGA
This is a messenger RNA of Balaenoptera musculus (blue whale), 1968 nucleotides long. It is a transcript of the gene TRIM17, whose product is annotated as tripartite motif containing 17. Gene Ontology annotation, molecular function: zinc ion binding; protein binding. Lineage: Eukaryota; Metazoa; Chordata; Mammalia; Artiodactyla; Balaenopteridae. The record is from RefSeq and is a predicted model, not a curated record.